Molecule: messenger RNA, 7332 nt
Organism: Aspergillus aculeatinus CBS 121060
Lineage: Eukaryota; Fungi; Ascomycota; Eurotiomycetes; Eurotiales; Aspergillaceae
Product: type I polyketide synthase
Exons: 14
Coding region: 1-7332 (2443 amino acids)
Biological process (GO): secondary metabolite biosynthetic process; fatty acid biosynthetic process
Molecular function (GO): fatty acid synthase activity; 3-oxoacyl-[acyl-carrier-protein] synthase activity; oxidoreductase activity
Source: RefSeq, a predicted model, not a curated record
AUGUGUCACGACUCUCAUCCAGCAAAGGAGUUCGGCCCUGAGCCGCUGGCUAUCGUAGGCAUGGCGCUGCGUCUUCCCGGGGGCGUCAACACACCGGAGGACUUCUGGGACUUCCUCCUGAACAAGCAAAAUGGUCACGGCCAGGUCCCUGGGUCCCGGUACAACAUCGACGCCUUCCACCAUCCCUCGCGGACGGGUUCUGUGCGGACGAAGGACGGAUACUUUCUCCCCGAGGAUCCAGCCUAUUUCGACCACCAGUUCUUCUCGCUGACCCCGUUUGAAGCCUCUCGACUCGACCCCCAACAGCGUCUCCUGCUCGAGGUCAUCUACGAGUGCAUGGAAUCCGGUGGGCAGGUGGGGUGGCGUGGUCAAGGGAGGAAGAUUGGCUGCUUUGUCGGUGUUUUCGGCGAGGAUUGGUACGACAUGCAGUCCAAGGACACGCAGAGAAUCGACCGGUUACAUGUGCUCGGAACAGGAUACUUCGCGCUCUCGAAUCGCAUCUCCUAUGAGUUCGACCUCACAGGGCCGAGCAUGACAUUGGCGACGGGAUGCUCGUCGUCCAUGGUGGGGCUGCAUGAAGCCUGCCAGGCAAUAUUAUCUGGAGAUUGCGAGUCAGCAAUUGUGGCUGGCACGAACCUCAUCCUGACUCCGACCAUGACCACAACGAUGUCCGACAACCUGGUGCUAUCGCCCAGCGGUAUUUGCCGUACCUUCGACGCUGGAGCUGAUGGCUACGGUAGGGCAGAGGGAGUGAAUGCACUGUAUAUAAAGCGUCUUGCUGAUGCCGUCCGCGAUGAAGACCCCAUCCGCGCGGUCAUCCGCGCCACAGCGACCAACUGCGAUGGACGGACUCCAGGAAUCACUACGCCCGGCUCAGUCACGCAGAUGGCGCUUGUUAGAGAAGCGUACAAGCGCGCGCAGAUCCAGAAAAUCACAGACACAGGUUUCUUUGAGUGCCACGGCACGGGCACAGUCGCUGGAGAUACUGCGGAGACAUCGGUGGUUGGGGAGCUUUUCCGUGAAUCUGGCGUCAUUAUCGGUUCGGUGAAACCCAAUAUGGGCCACUCAGAGGGCGCAUCGGGAAUUACGAGCAUAGUAAAGACUGCUCUGGCACUUGAACAUCGCACCAUCCCGCCGAACAUCUUCUUCAGGUCCCCCAAUCCGAGUAUACCCUUCGAAGAGUGCAAGCUAGUCGUACCAGUCGAUUCUAUCCCAUGGCCAGCGCAUAAAAAACUCCGGGCUAGUGUCAACUGCUUCGGUAUCGGAGGCGCUAAUGCGCAUGCUAUUCUAGAGCCAGCCCCAACAUCUUGUCGACAGACUCAAUUUUUAGAUGCCCGGUCUCCCCAUAAAACGACAAAAAGGUUGCUAGUAUUGUCCGCAGCUAGUGCACAAGCUCUUUCCGAACGCGCCCGAAGCUUGGAGGGGUUUUUGGCGAACAAAAGCCAGGAUUUGAAUGAUGUUGCCCACACCCUUGGAGUAAGAAGAGAGCAUCUGAAGUACCGCACAUUCGCGAUUGUCUCUUCCGAUACCGAGGUUGGCUUGCAAGAAUUGCCCCUGGAGGCUUCGCCGUCUCCUGAAGUCACUUUAGUGUUCACGGGUCAAGGCGCACAAUGGGCGGGAAUGGCUCGCGAGUUGCUCGAAAAUAGUGAAGACUUCAAAAGUGACGUCCAACACAUGGAUAAUGUGUUGAGAUCUGCAAAGCCUCCUCCGUCCUGGUCGAUAGCAGAGACCCUGCUAGCCCCAGAGGCGCAAUCAAAGAUUCACGAUCCACGUCUCUCUCAGCCUGUUUGCACGGCGAUACAAAUCGCAAUAACCAACCAACUUAGAGAUUGGGGAUUCAAAGUUUCGAGUGUGAUAGGACAUUCCAGCGGUGAGAUCGCGGCAGCUUACGCGGCUGGAGCCAUCUCGCUUCGCAGCGCAAUAAUGAUUGCCUAUCAUCGUGGAAGGUUGGCCCAGAAUGUGAGCGAUGGAUCUAUGGCUGCAGUUGGUCUCUCGCGCAAGGAAGUCGAGCCUUGGUUGGCAGAAGGAGCUGUAAUAGCCUGCGAGAACAGUCCUCAGAGCAUCACAAUCUCAGGCGACACAAAGGCGGUUCAUUCGACCAUCGACGCAAUUCGUAGCGCGUAUCCAGACGCAUUCUGCCGGACUCUCAAGGUCACCAAGGCCUAUCACUCUCCAAAGAUGCAGCCCAUGGCCGCGGACUAUGCCGCUGCUAUUGCUCCCGAAGCUGAGAGAGUCGGCACACAUAUGCUACCGAUGUAUUCCACUGUGCUCGGUGAGGUAAUCAAUGAUCCCGCUAGGCUAGAUAGUGAGUACUGGAGCCGUAACCUGAUCUCCACCGUCGAGUUCAACAAGGCGAUGAAGGACAUGCUCCGGUCCCAGCCCGACCAUGAUCGACUUUUCAUAGAGGUCGGACCUCAUAGUGCGCUUCAGGGACCGCUGCGUCAGAUAUUUGACUCGACAAAAUUCAAGGGACAGAAUUGGUACAUUCCGACAUUGGUACGGGCUGUGAGUGCAGAGGAUGCCCUGCUUCGUGCAGCUGGACUGGCCUAUAGCCGAGGGGCUGAGAUCGACCUUUUGCGCAUCAACGGCCCCGGAAAGGUUGUUGACUGCCUGCCAAGGUAUCCAUGGCAACAUCUCGAGCGGCACUGGAGCGAAAGUCGCCUGAGCGAGAGCUGGCGACAGCGCGAGUUUCCUCACCAUGAGCUCCUCGGAUCCAGAGUACUCGAGUCAAGCUCUCUAGAGCCUUCGUGGAGAAAUGUGCUCCAAAUCCACAAUUGCACCUGGUUAGGGCAUCACAAGCUAUUCCGAGAUACUGUUUUCCCUUGCGCCGGAUAUAUAGCGAUGGUCGGGGAAGCCAUCCGACAGCAUUGUCACUGUGAGGGAUAUGAGAUCCGCAACAUGAUCCUCAAGAAGCCACUGUUCCUCCAGGAAACAAGCGGCACCGAGGUCCUCACGUCUCUGAAGCCCGAGAGAUUGAGCGAUAUUGCUGACUCCGAAUGGUUUGACUUUACUGUUCUUGCCUUAGAUGGAACUGAGUGGGGCAAGUACUGCCAUGGUCAAAUACGGGCUAUUUCUCCGACAGCAAUACCGAAAGUCAGCAAACAGCCCCGCUGGACGCGGGAAGUGGAGCCCGCGGAUUGGUAUCAGUUCCUGGCUCGCCUGGGGCUGAAUUAUGGGACGAGCUUCCAGCGAAUGAAGGAGAUAUCGGUCGAUCCGGUGGAGCAUCUGGCGAAUGCAACUGUGCUCGAGAGCAAUAGCGACUAUGAAGGCGACUACCUGGUACAUCCAACGGUAAUUGACCACUGCCUUCAACUAUUGUCAGUUGCUGUGGUCAAUGGAAUUCGGAGACAUGCCACCUCGUUGGCCAUCCCGGCCUCCAUCGACCGGAUCAGCAUCGUGCGGACUGAAGGAGAUAUGUGGAUACAAACUGAUACAUGCAGCGCCCUGUCAUCGACCAGCAUGUCCGGAAAUGUCACUAUGCUUAGCGAGGCGGGACCAGCACUGGUGAUCAUCGGAGCGACUUGUAUUUCUCUCGCCAAUGAUGAGCCAGAUAAUGAGAGCCCAAUCCCUCUCAUGUCCCAGUUGGAAUGGGCGCCGUGCAUUGACCUCAUCUCGCCGGCAGAGUGGCUGCGUCCCAAGUGGGAGGAAAGGGGUGUGUCCCUGAUGGCAGAACUGACAUGUUUCUACAUCUUAGAAACCACAUCCCAGAUUGCAGGCUUGGUACCCGCGACUACACACCUGGCAAGGUAUCAGUCAUGGCUGAUGAGAACGCACGAUCAACUCACCAAUAGAACAACGCAAACAUUUCUCCAGAUUCCUUGGCAAGACAUGACCAGUAAUGAACGACAUGGUCAAGCCGCCAAAAUUCAAGAGCAGCUCACGCUGCUAGGACGAGGUGUUGACAGGCUAGGAGAAGUCUUGAGACGAGUAUCUGAGAAUGCAAGCCAGAUUAUACAGGGCCACGUUGCUCCACUUGAGAUUCUGUCCAUGGAUGUCUUGCGAGAUGUGUAUGACUUCAAUAGCUCACUCUCGGACUGGAGGUCAUUCUUGUCUCUAGUCGGCCACUGGAACCCUCGGCUCAGAAUUCUCGAGAUUGGAGCUGGCACAGGGGCCACCUGCGCACAGGUGAUUGCUUCGUUGCGAUCGAAGGGUGGAGAGAGAACAUGGGCCAGUUACACCUUCACUGACAUAUCGCCGGCUUUCUUUUCAACUGCAGCAGAACGAUUCAGCGAGCACGAGAAUAUUGCGUUCCAGACACUUGAUAUCACUCAAGAUCCUCUCCAGCAGGGAUUCACUUCGGCUUCAUACGACCUGAUAAUCAUCUCUAAUGUCAUCCAUGCCACACCUUCACUCCGCGGUGCAUUAAAGAAUGUUUAUAAGCUCAUGGCUCCCGCAGGAUACCUUGUGCUCCAAGAGCUCUGUCCCGGUGACGAUGGACGACAACUGUCUCCGUACGUCAAGCCGGAGCGAUGGCACAACGAGCUUCUGCAAGCGGGGUUCACUGGUGCAAUGUGCGUGGCGCUAGACAACAAGCCUCCAUACCAGCAGAAUGCCAACAUAAUCUCGCGUCGACCCGCCGAGUAUAUGCCGGCACAGAAGGUUACCCUCGUCUCGGUCAGCGCCGAAAGUACUAUCUCAUGGGAGAAAAGGCUGGAGGAAAAACUUUUGGAACAGGGCUACCACGUAGAUUGGGCCACACUGCAUGCACUACCUGCGAACACAGAAUGUCUCAUCUCUCUCCUCGAUCUGCAUGCGCCUGGAUUGCAUGACAUGGACGAGGCCCGGUUCGAGCAGAUGAAAAAUCUGUUCUCGAUGAGUUCUAAUAUGCCGCUCAUUCAUCUAACGCGCAGUGUGCAAACCACCUGUCAUGAUCCUAGGUUGGGUCUGGCCCUAGGUUUUUCCCGAACUCUGCGAAGGGAGAUAGUUGGAAAGAUCGUCACAGUUGAGCUUGAUGCAUUGAAUGAGGGAACUUGUCGAGCGGUCGUUGAUAUAUACCACCGGACACGACAGAAGGUCCCGAAGGAGACUCUGAUAGACGACGAAUAUGUGGUUCGAAAUGGCCAGGUCUAUACUAGCCGAGUUCACUGGCACACGCUCAGAGAUCAACUGCAAGAAGAGCCUAAGUUGGAGGCACCACGCUGCUUGUCUAUUCAACGUUAUGGGCUUGUUGAUAGCCUAAAUUGGAAAGCUAUUCCAGAUGCAAAGCCGGUGCUUGAGCCUACAGAGCUUGAGAUAGAUGUCCAUUACGUUGGACUGAACUUUCGGGAUCUCAUGGUUACUCUGGGUGUCAUGGGCGAUGCAAGUGAGCUCGGGAUCGAAGCAAGUGCUACCGUGCGCAGAGUCGGUGACAAGGUCACGCGGCUUAAAGCUGGGGACCGGGUAGUAGUCUGUGGUAAGGGUCUGUUUCGAACACGGGCGCAUUUUCAGGAGCACGAAUGUACCAAGAUUCCUCCUGGGCUGUCUUUAGAGGACGCGGCGGCGGUCUCAGCGGUAUAUGCGACAGCGUUCUACGCCUUGAUUACUGUCGGUCAGUUACAGCCAGGCCAGACUGUUCUCAUCCAUUGUGCCACCGGGGGUGUGGGCUUGGCCGCCAUUCACAUAUGCCAGGAAAUCGGCGCAACCAUUUACGCCACUGCAGGCUUGCCUGAAAAACGUGGCUAUCUGCAUACCGAGUAUGGGAUUCCCGCGGAGAACAUUUUCACCUCUCGAGACGAUUCAUUCCGUCAAGGUGUCAUGAGCAGAACAGCCGGAGCAGGGGUAGAUUUGGUUUUAAACUCACUGGCUGGAAGCCUGCUUCAUGCAUCGUGGCAGUGUGUUGCCAAGUUUGGAAAAAUGAUCGAGCUAGGAAAGCGAGACUUUCUGGCGCGUGGAAGCUUGAGCAUGGAUCUUUUCAUUGGCAAUAGGUCUUUUUUUGGCGUUGACAUGUUGGGCAUCAUGGCAGAACAGCCUAGGCUGUCACAGCGAUUGAUGAACCAAUUUGUCGAGUGGUACAAGGACAAUAGAGUACGACCAAUCCGACCGCUUCGCCUGUUCGCAGCCAGCGAGGUAGCUGAGGCUUUCAAGUAUAUGCAAAGUGGCAACCAUAUGGGCAAAAUCGUGGUCAAGAUGCCGACAGUGGGGGACGGAUUAUGCACGAGUCCAGUCAAAAUACCUAUGAGUCUAUCGGCAGACAAAUCGUACUUGCUGGCUGGUGGACUAGGUGGCAUUGGACGCGCCGUGGCGACUUGGCUUGUCGAAAAAGGAGCUCGCCACUUGAUCUUCCUCUCACGAUCGGCUGGUCGGCGGGCUGAUCAUGAACGGUUCGUUUGCGAGCUAGCACGGCAGGGCUGCGGAGUCGAGAUGGUUUCCGGAGACGUUGCUCGGCUGCAGGAUGUCGAGGUGGCUCUUUCAAAGGCAGCCGGACGAGCAAUUGGAGGGGUAAUUCAGAUGUCCAUGGUGCUUCAGGAUGAGAGCUUAGCUAAGAUGACGCAUAGUCAUUGGCUGCAAACUAUUAGACCCAAGGUCGAUGGCACAUACAACUUGCAUUGGGCGUUAGAGGCGCACGAAUCCAGCCUCGACUUUUUUGUUCUGUUUAGUUCUAUGUCCAGCGUGGUUGGCACAGUCGGACAAUCGAACUACGCAGCAGCAAACUCUUUCCUCGAUGCAUUCGUACUUUAUCGUCGCCAACUAGGCGGCAUCGCGUCGGUGCUAAACCUGGGCGUGGUGGAGGACAUCGGAUGCGUGCAUCAGGACCAGGCCACAUUGAACCGGGUCAGGUCAACCGGAGCGCGUCUCCUACGUGAGGAAGAUGUCGUGAACGCACUCCAUGCCGCCAUUCUAUUCUGCAGGUUGCCACCAGAUCCCGCCAAGAUGACCUCGAGUGUGAUGAUGGUCGGAGUGAGCUCCGUCAAGCCCCUCUCGGCGCCGGGCGUAACUCCCUUGUGGGGACCGGAUAUCAGGUUUUCGAUGUAUGAAAACCUGUGUGGGCAAGCUGGACGAGAUGCGGAAACAGAUGAGACAGACUUGAAAGGGUUUUUCUCUGAAAUACAGAGUAACCCGGAUCUGCUAGAUGAUCCUGCCACAGAACUACGUAUCAUGUCCGAGCUGUGCAAUUUGAUCAACGCUCAUAUGUCUCGCGACGGCAAAGAGAACGACGACAUGGCCAACAUUGCGAUUGACUCGUUGAUGUCGAUCGAGAUUCGGAAUUGGUUUCGCCGGCAACUCGGAAUGGAAAUCAGUCUGACUGAGAUUUCGAAGGCGGGCACGGUUGGAGGGCUCAGUCGCGUGUGCGUGGCUACACUCAAAGAGAGGUAUUCUGUGCCGAUUAAAGACACAGAAAGUAUCGAGAAAUAG